AUGCGGGAAGCUUUCACCGGUCUCCCAGCUCUUGUUACACGAAUCGCCCGCAAGGCUCCACAAGUCGUCGAGAACGUUAUAAAUGCUCGAGGCAAUCCGCUGGAUAUCGACUGGGACACAGCGCCAUCUCCAGAAGACGGCCCUCUCUUAUCAGCUAGAGCACUUCGCGACAAGUCCUUCCUUCCUGCUGAAAUAGGUGGAAUCGUUGGCGCAUACGUAUUCGUGGUGGUCACCAUCCUUCUCGCCCUAUUCUUCGUUCGACGCGGACGCCGACUUCGCAAAGCAAGAGAACUCGCAGCACAGAAUGAUGUUGAGAUGCUAGUUGGACACGUUAUAAACCCCGCCGCAUAUUAUCCAUCUCCAAUCUCGCUCACUUCGGCCGCCACAGCCUUUCGCACCGCUGCGCGGCCAGCUGCCGAGAAGACCCAGAAUCCCUACGUCUUCCCCUCUCAAAACUGCUCUCCCGCCUCGCCCGGGACCAACCCAGGAGUCGAUUCGCGAAUUAUACAAGCAGAUCGCGAGCUUUUAAAUCGCGGACUCGAGGACCUAUACGCGCAUGUUAUGGAACAGGAGGAAGCUAAAGCAGCCGGACUCAACAUAGCAGAUAUGCCUGCCCCAACCCCUCUUCCAUCUGCCUCGCCUCAGAGGCAAAGCACUGCCUCCAGCAAGCUCCUGGAGAAGCUCAAGCCGGCCAAUCUGAGCAGCACCGAGAAAACACACUCGCGCGCAGCGUCCUUGAUCUCGUCCCUCAAAUCGCCGAAGCGUAAGGGCAUCCGUGGAAUGAAGAUCAGCUCUCCAAUGGCCACGCCUCUCUCUGCAACCUUCCCCGCAACAUAUGCGUCGGAUGAGGAGCCACUUAGCCCUCGCCACCACCAGCUUCCACCUCCACCUCCGGUUCCUGAAGGUCAAAUGCCCUAUCAGUACCAUUCCCGUAACAACUCCAGCGUGCAAACUGCAGAUCCGUCACCCAUCUCGCCGGCACGAUCAAUUGCAGAAAACCUCGCUUCAGCUUCAAUGGGGCCACCACCUAACAACAGGCCGGUUGCUACGAACCGUCCUUUGAACUUGACGAUCCCCGGUCCCGUUUCCGUGAACCCUUCGUCGGCAACCUCAUCUACACGACAGCUUCCCUUCAGAGCGUUUGACCCACCUCCCGGACUUUCUUCACCGUCAUUCUCAUAUUCUACCAAGACAACGGUCCUGGAACGGACUACGCCGCUGUCGCCAGGGUUAAGAACUCCGUGGUCUGCUGGAGCAACACCAUAUAGCCCCUACCAACCGUUCACUCCUCUGGUGCCAAUCACACCACGACUGAUCACGCGGGAAGAUCGCAAGGCGAUGAAGAAGAUGGAGCCGAAAUCUCGUGUUAUGGAGAUGGUGAAGGACAAAGACGAUCUCUGGGAUAGUGGGUAUUAG
Pseudogymnoascus destructans is the source of this 1416-nucleotide messenger RNA. RefSeq lists its product as uncharacterized. Lineage: Eukaryota; Fungi; Ascomycota; Leotiomycetes; Thelebolales; Thelebolaceae. The transcript has a single exon. The record is from RefSeq and is a predicted model, not a curated record. Bases 1 to 1416 code for a protein of 471 amino acids.